This is a messenger RNA of Gekko japonicus, 1189 nucleotides long. RefSeq names its product methyltransferase-like protein 7A. Gene Ontology annotation, molecular function: S-adenosylmethionine-dependent methyltransferase activity. NCBI's taxonomy places the organism in Eukaryota, Metazoa, Chordata, Lepidosauria, Squamata, Gekkonidae. The coding region runs from base 89 to 829 and encodes 246 amino acids. The record is from RefSeq and is a predicted model, not a curated record. The transcript has 2 exons.
CAGAUGAGGCAAACUCCUCCCCAAACCCUGAAAAAUCCUUUUCUUCUAACUUGGUCUUGCAUUUCUUGGUCUCUGCUCUUCACUGAACAUGGAGGCAAGCUGGUUAGUUGUCCUGCUUAGGGCAGGGGUCCAGCUCUUGGCCUUCCCUAUAUACUUGCUGUGCUAUCUGGGCUUGUGGGGCCCCUUUUGCAAGAAGGCAUUCCCACACUUCAUGGCCCGCGUAGCUGUUUAUUAUAAUGAGAAGAUGGCCCCCAAGAAAAAGGAGCUUUUCAGCAACCUGAAGGACUUUGCAGGCCCCUCAGGGGUGCUCACGCUACUGGAGAUUGGUGCAGGAAGUGGAACUAACUUUGAGUUCUACCCAGCAGGAUGCAGACUCAUAUGCAACGAUAACAAUGACAACUUCAGAAAAUUCCUUGACAAGAGUCUGUCUCAGAAUCGGCACCUGCAGCUGGAGCGCUACGUAAUAGCACCAGCUGAAGACAUGCCACAGAUACCAAACGCAUCUGUCGACGUUGUGGUUUGCACCUUGGUGUUGUGCUAUGUGGAGAGCACAGAAAGAGUCCUAAAGGAAGUUCUACGAGUGCUGCGACCAGGUGGCGCUUUCUACUUCAUGGAACACGUUGCAGGUGCUCCUUUCAGCUGGAGUCUCUUCUGGCAGCAAAUCUAUGAUCCUGUUUGGCAGAUCUUGUUUGAUGGCUGCCACCUGGCUAGAGAGACCUGGAGAGACCUGGAAAAAGCUGGAUUCUCAGAACUGAAGCUGUGGCAUAUACGUGCCCCUGUAAUAUGGCAUCCUGCGCAGCCUCAUAUCAUAGGCUAUGCUGUAAAGUAACUAAAUAAUAAAGACAAUUAUGCAGGAUUUCAUAAACACCUGUGUAUGCAGAUGACUGUGUUAAUCUCCUGUAUUAUCUGUGAUAAUGUCCCGAAUACGAGAAUUUUUCAUCAUUAGGAACUAUUAAUGCUAUUCUCCAUCAAUGCACUGGGUCCAUAGGAAAGUCUGAAUUUCAGCCAGUACUGCCACAUACAAAUUAAUUGGUAGGUGACUGAGAAUUGUACUUUGCUAUAUUUCCUGCAGCGCCUAGUACUGUGCCCCUUUUCUGGGUCCUGAAGUAUAUAUGCCUAUAAAUUCAUCAUUACUAAUAUAAUAAUAAUCUCUAUUAUUAGUGAUCCACGCGACGGUCACCUUGAGGCU